Messenger RNA from Asparagus officinalis (garden asparagus), 563 nucleotides. RefSeq names its product elongation factor 1-beta-like. Gene Ontology annotation, molecular function: guanyl-nucleotide exchange factor activity; translation elongation factor activity. The transcript has 3 exons. Gene Ontology annotation, cellular component: cytosol; eukaryotic translation elongation factor 1 complex. Gene Ontology annotation, biological process: translational elongation. NCBI's taxonomy places the organism in Eukaryota, Viridiplantae, Streptophyta, Magnoliopsida, Asparagales, Asparagaceae. The record is from RefSeq and is a predicted model, not a curated record. The annotation marks the transcript as partial.
CAAUAUAAGUUGUUUUGUUAUGUUCUUAUUUUGUAUGUUGUCGGCUCUGCAGCUGGAAAAUCUUCAGUUCUAUUGGAUAUUAAGCCAUGGGAUGAUGAAACUGACAUGAAAAAGCUUGAAGAAACAGUUAGGAGCAUUCAGAUGGAGGGUUUGCUUUGGGGAGCUUCCAAGCUUGUUCCUGUUGGUUAUGGCAUCAAAAAGUUACAGAUUAUGAUGACCAUUGUGGAUGACCUUGUGUCCGUGGACACCCUGAUCGAGGAGCAUCUCACUGUUGAGCCAGCAAAUGCGUACAUCCAGAGCUGUGAUAUCGUAGCGUUCAACAAAAUCUAGAAAUUUUUCCUCGUCUAUGGUUGGUUUGGGCAUGCUUGUGAUGACGAUGAGGAGUCUGUGGUCUCCAUGCUUAAAUGGUCUCCAUGCUUAUGUACCUCAGAACUAUUUAUUCUCUAUAUUUAACCCAAACUGGAACGCUUGAUCUGUGUUGAGGUUUCUAUUUCAAGAAAUGGUUGUAUGAUCGACAUUCUUUCCUAGUUAUUGAUGGUUUCGUGCGACAGUUUUGAUUGAUU